CUUCCUGCCUUUCUCUUGCUCCGACGCCAGCCACACACCACCCGUUCCUAUUAUUCAUCGCCAAUCCCUCCCCCAUCCCCCGAAAAACCUCGGACCCGUCAAUUCUUAAUCCCACCUGUUAAUUCUUUCGUCACCGUCAGGCGAUCCCUCAACUUCCUCAACCAACAACACACCUCCCUUUGUCUGAUUCUACAGACGCAACACUGAGCACACGGGAUUAAAGCGACACACCCAUACACACACAAACCUACAAACACACGCACACAUCGCCGCCCACGAUGAAUGCCCCGAGGAUACUCAGCAGGGUGGCGUUCCGCCGUUCCUGCACAGCUCUGCAGUGCGCUUCCGCUCGCCGCGCCUACGGCAGCCCGUCGUUCCAGUCGUACCCUCUUUACACCAACAACAACACGCCUCCCCCGGCACGGGGCGACGGCAUCAUCCCCGAGAGCCCGAUCGCGUCGCCGGGUCCGCUGCCGAAGGUCAACGAGACGAGACCGCCCAAGAUUUCCUCGCAGAUGGCGUCCUCCCACCAGUCCCCGACACCGAGCUCCCCGUCUACCUCGCAGUCCUCGACGACGACGAUGACAUCAACAACAGCAAACACUUUCACAGCAACGACGCAGGCCGCCGCCGCCGCCCCGGCGACGUCAUCGGCAUCGCCGGCAGCACAGGCGACCAAGCCGGCGGCGCGACCGCAACGCAAGCUCCGGGCGCGCAAGGCGGCGAUGAAGCUGUCGCCGUCAGCGGUGGAGCAGCUGCGCGCGCUGCUGGACCAGCCGGAGCCGAAGCUGAUCAAGGUCGGCGUGCGGAACCGCGGGUGCUCGGGCCUGGCGUACCACCUCGAGUACGUCGACAAGCCUGGCAGCUUCGACGAGGAGGUGGUGCAGGACGGCGUCAAGGUGCUGAUCGACAGUAAGGCGCUGUUCAGCAUCAUCGGCAGCGAGAUGGAUUGGGUCGAGGACAAGCUCAGCCAGCGGUUCGUCUUCAAGAACCCUAACAUCAAGGAGGAAUGCGGUUGCGGCGAGUCUUUCAUGGUAUGAGA
Messenger RNA from Colletotrichum destructivum, 1042 nucleotides. Its product is annotated as Putative FeS cluster insertion protein. Lineage: Eukaryota; Fungi; Ascomycota; Sordariomycetes; Glomerellales; Glomerellaceae. Gene Ontology annotation, cellular component: cytoplasm; mitochondrion. Gene Ontology annotation, biological process: iron-sulfur cluster assembly. Bases 279 to 1040 code for a protein of 253 amino acids. Gene Ontology annotation, molecular function: 2 iron, 2 sulfur cluster binding. The record is from RefSeq and is a predicted model, not a curated record. The transcript has 2 exons.